This is a messenger RNA of Desarmillaria tabescens, 258 nucleotides long. RefSeq lists its product as uncharacterized. The transcript is spliced from 2 exons. The record is from RefSeq and is a predicted model, not a curated record. Bases 1 to 258 code for a protein of 85 amino acids. Lineage: Eukaryota; Fungi; Basidiomycota; Agaricomycetes; Agaricales; Physalacriaceae.
AUGAAUAUUCACACUUAUGCUGUACCUGUAAGUACUGGUAACAAUAUAUUACUCUUUUAUUUACUGGUCAUUGCAACACCAUGGUUCAAUGAAACACUUAGCCUCUUGCUCUCCCUCCCUUCAUCCUUCAUCAUUAACUUGUAUUACAUUGCUGAUGUGUAUUGUAUCUUCAUGUUCUGCAGUAAUUCUUUAUAUGUGACAUGGAUAAUAUUCCAAGAAAUUGAGGCUUCUGUUCUAAAAAUAUCUAUUUUCUCAUGA